Messenger RNA from Brachypodium distachyon (stiff brome), 1116 nucleotides. RefSeq names its product protein FAR1-RELATED SEQUENCE 5. The coding region runs from base 1 to 1116 and encodes 371 amino acids. The transcript has 2 exons. Gene Ontology annotation, biological process: regulation of DNA-templated transcription. The record is from RefSeq and is a predicted model, not a curated record. NCBI's taxonomy places the organism in Eukaryota, Viridiplantae, Streptophyta, Magnoliopsida, Poales, Poaceae.
AUGGUGUUUGAUAGCCUGAAAGCAGUGGAGGAGCGCUACAAGAUGUAUGCCAGAAGGUACGGGUUUGGCAUCAGAUAUGACUACAAGAGGAAGUCUGAAGUUGAUGGUGAAAUUAGUAGUGUUUCCAUCGUGUGCCACAGGGCGGGUGUCCAAUCCACAAAGAAGAAGGACACAUGGAAUCCCGAGCCUGUUGUCAAAUUGAGAGGCAGAAACAUUACAGAAAGAACUGGUUGUAAGGCUAGGAUGAUGAUCAAGAGGAGGCCAGAUGGAUGGCUGGUCACUGAGUUCGCAUAUGAAUACAACCAUCCGUUGAUCAAGAAAUGGUUGUAUGGAUAUUUGGAUAACCUAGGAUAUACAGUGAAGAAUGUUGCCAACUAUCGCGCCUCAAUACAAAUGGAGCACAAGUACACUGAUAUGGAGGACACAAUGGAUUAUUUUCGAAAGCUUCAGCAGCAAGACAAGGACUUCUACUACAAGUACAAGCUUGAUGAGGAGUUCCGAGUCCAGAACAUCUUUUGGGUAGAUGGAGCAGCAAGAAGGGCCUACAAGCACUACAACGAUUGUGUCUCUUUCGACACGACGUACAUGACCAAUAUCUACAAGAUGCCGUUUGCGCCAUUCAUAGGGAUAAAUAACCACGGACAGUCAAUCCAAUUUGGGUGUGGCUUUCUACGGAAUGAACUGACGGAGAGGUUUGUUUGGUUAUUCAGAACAUUCCUGGAGGCAGUGGACGGUCUCGUACCGAUAAACAUUAUAACUGACCAGGAUUUCGCCAUGAGGGCCGGAAUUGAUGAGGUAUUCCCUAACACCAGGCACCGGAAUUGUAGGUGGCAUAUCAUGAAGAAAGCCACAGAAAAGCUAGGGUCCUACCUUGCUGGAAGAAAGAAACUUCAUGCAGAAUUCAAUGACUCGGUGAACAGCAGCAUGACGCCGGAUGAGUUUGAGGAGAAAUGGAACACUAUGGUGCAAAAACACAGAUUGGAGGAGCAUGAAGACUUCAUCAGGCUAUACCACAAGAGAAGCUGCUGUGUGCCCGCAUACUUUAUGCAAAGCUUCUACCCAUUCUUGCAAUCCACGGCACGAAAUGAGGGGUUCAACGCCGUGCUGAAAAAAUAA